GAACAUUUCAGUUUUACCACGGGUAAAAAUGUGGGAGUGCAAGAUUUACAUGAACCAAAUCAGCCAAAAGCCUGAAAAUACAAUCUUUACAAGGACUUUCAGACUUGAUUAUGAGCUUUUUAAUUGCAUUCAUGUAAAACCCCUGAUAUGGUGUUCUGAUGUAGCGGAUCAUUUAUAACUGUGGUUUACUAUCUAUCUGUGCUUUGAUGUUCCUGCAUUGCCACUUUUGCCCACAUGCCACUUUGAGUCUUACACUGAAAUGUGGUCAGAAGUUGUCGUGUGAGAACCAUCCUUUUACAGAAGUAAGAACUUCCUGCUUCUUUAUCUAAAGUGAAAAAACUGUUCAAAACACCAGGACAGACUCUACGCAGCAGCACCUAAUUCUUCCAUCUGUGAGAUUGUAUUAAACAACAACAAUGAGGAUGCAGCUCAGCAUUAAUGCGCCUGUUGUUCUGCUGUGGGGAAUAUUUAGUUUGUUUUCUACGGUGGCCAUGAGUGCUCCAAACACAGAAAACAACAUGUACACAACUGGUGAACCCAACAAAACGACAACGCAGCUCAGUGCAAAUGUUCAUAAUGUAACAGUAACUCAUCAAACUCACACGCCUGCAGAAGGUGGAGUUGCAACAACAAAGGAAAUGGAAAUAGCAACCAUCACUAACAACAGCUCAGACGUCAGAUCUUCUGAUUUGGUUGUCACAAAGUCGGUAGCAGCAACUACAGGCGGCUUGUUGGAAGGAUUGCUUCAUAGCUCUGCUGCAGCUACCACAACUGAAGCAAAGUCUCCAAACAGCAUGGAAAUGUCAGAAACAGUCAAUCCAACAGAUGAUGAGCUACUUCAGCAAUCCACCACUUUUGCCAACAUAGUUACCCCUUCAGCAACUUCUGCAGCUUCUUUAGCAACAACUGUGCCUACAACUAAACCUGUCUCCACCACAAAGCCUGACGUUACAGAAAUGUUUUAUCCCACGACCCCUUCUGAUAAUUCUACUUUGACUCCAGUCUCCACCCAAAACCAAAGCACUCCAACUUCAACUUUAGCAACAAUUGUGCCUACAACUAAACCUGUCUCCACCACAAAGCCUGACGUUACAGAAACGUUUUAUCCCACGACCCCUUCUGAUAAUUCUACUUCGACUCCAGUCUCCACCCAAAACCAAAGCACUUCUUCAACUUCUGCUACAACCACAAAGACAGAAAGCACCACCUCUGGGGUAGCACCUGUGUUUCACUCCACAAUAAAAGAGAAAUCCACCAAGAGAACUAAUCCUCCGUCUACUUCUUGGCCUGUUUCUGCCACAAGAAUCUACACCUCCACAUCAGAGAAAGGAAUUACAAGAGGGUCCUCGACAGAGCCUCCAUCCACUCUUUUCUCCAUGAACACGACCAACUCCACCUCUCCCGUGGGAAUUUUAAUACCUCUUGGACCCAAAACAUUUGCAACCCUUACAACUAAAUCAGCACCAACAAGUCCACCCAGCACUGAUUCCCAGCCCUGCUCCAGCCGCGGCGUGGUGAAGCACUGCCUCAUCGCCAUCGCCUCCCUAGCAGGGUUGGCCACCUUCUUUAUGGUCACCACCAUUACCCUCUGCACCAAGCUGUCAACAAGUAGGUACAGGGUGAGGAGACCUCCGCAGGCCACUGAGAUGAUGUGCAUCUCCUCCUUACUGCCUGAAAGGAACUACACCUACACCAGGCAACGCAACCCAGUGAGCAACGGGGUGCUGGUGAUGCAUGCAGGCGGAGACAGUGAUGAGGAAGGAGGAGAUAAUCUCACGCUCAGCAGCUUUCUUCCAGAAAAUGAUCAUUUGGUGUAGAUGGAUUAUUAUUUUUUUCAACUUUAAAUUAACUUUUAAUAGACUGUAUUAAACAUGGACGUAAUCUCAGCGAUGUCCCCCAUCUGUUUCUGAAGAGGCGGUUUCAGGCCCGACGAUAGCAUAUUGGAAAUGCUACCUCCAGCCAACUUUGAGUCAAUCUAAAAAACAAGCAAAGACGUGGACCUUCAUUCUUCUGGCAAACACAUACAACGUGCCCACCUUUCAGUUGAAUUACCCACGGCCCUUAUUAUGCAAAAAUGUUUGCAUCACUCUGGGCCUAAAUAUCAUUUCAGUUUUUACCAAUAAACGAAUGAGUUAGUAAGACCCAAACCGGUCCUUGAACCAAGCUGUAAAUAUGGGCUUUAAUAUGUUUUUUUUUAGAGACCCAUGAUGAGAACAGGGAUCAAAGAAUUUUUUUUAAACAUCCUGAGCUGGACCCUGAUGGUAUUUCACUCAGUGACAGGAGACAGGAAGGCCUUAUUCUGUCAGGGGGAUUACUGCUCUUCAAAGACUCAGCUCAGUUUACAAGAGCUACUCUGGUAGCAUGGAGCCUUUUAUUGUAAAAACGCUGUAAUUUGAAUUUAACGUGAAUGGGUUUAUGUGUGGAGAUUACUUUUCUGUAUUGUGAUAAUUUAUUGACCUAUAAUGUCUUAUUUAAGGGUUUGCUUAGGCUUUAUUUAACAGGCUUGUAAUGGCUGUAAUUGCUUGCAACUCUAUCUAGAAGAACUUGGAAUGAGCUGAGUUUGUUUUGUUGGGUUUAAAAGCAGCUGUGGAUUUCUGGAAUGUUUCCCUCAACAAAUUUGCACUGCAACACGAUUUGGGGUGUCAUUACACUGAUAAGCAUUUCAUGAUCAGUAAUUAUUUACUCAUUUACUUGUUGAACAUGUUUUUUUUUUGCCAACUUUGCCAAUGAUUAGAGCUAAGAUUGUUAGAAAAAGAAAAUAAUAUAAAUUGAGCUGUUACAUUAGGGGUAACCAUUGUUUUUUUUUCCUGUGAUCCCUCAAGAAGAGAUUUUAAAUAAGAAAACAUUUUUGGAUAAUUCAAGCUCUUUUCACAGAUGCACUUCUGAAAACUUCUAAUGUUUUAAUUAGCCUUCACGUGUUCCUCACAGCUGGUAGUCUUCCCUGCAGAUAUCCAGGAUGGGGAACCAAACAACAAAAUUUGACAUGAAUAAAAAUAAAAAAAAUUUUUUUUUGCCUUUUUCAA
Labrus bergylta (ballan wrasse) is the source of this 3023-nucleotide messenger RNA. It is a transcript of the gene selplg, whose product is annotated as selectin P ligand. NCBI's taxonomy places the organism in Eukaryota, Metazoa, Chordata, Actinopteri, Labriformes, Labridae. The record is from RefSeq and is a predicted model, not a curated record. Gene Ontology annotation, cellular component: plasma membrane. Gene Ontology annotation, biological process: leukocyte tethering or rolling.